UUGCUUUUCUUUCAUUUGACUGGAUAAACUGUACCUGGACAGCUUUCAUCACUGGUUGACUGGCUGACGUGCUUCAUGAAGAGAAUCGAUCUUGGUCUCUGUCUUCUAGGCUGGGGCUCUUAUGGUCAACUUGUACGACAUCAACCCAUCGAAACUAACGCCCGUCUGCUUCCUCAGUCUUUGGCCGAUGACACUAGGUGUUUCAAGACACGAUCCAAAGAUCUCUGGUGGAGUUCUUCCGAGCUCACAAUGGUUAUCUGUCGAGUCUGGUCCUCAAAGCCGGCGUCUUUUCGCUUUCAUUCGUUGCUCAUUCCUUUUCCCACGCCUCCUGAUAAUCCAGUUCUUCCCGUGGCUCGCAAUACGCCAACUACAAAUUGA
Messenger RNA from Aspergillus ochraceoroseus IBT 24754, 378 nucleotides. RefSeq lists its product as uncharacterized. The transcript has 2 exons. NCBI's taxonomy places the organism in Eukaryota, Fungi, Ascomycota, Eurotiomycetes, Eurotiales, Aspergillaceae. The record is from RefSeq and is a predicted model, not a curated record. The coding region runs from base 76 to 378 and encodes 100 amino acids.